Messenger RNA from Aspergillus ruber CBS 135680, 1002 nucleotides. RefSeq names its product purine-nucleoside phosphorylase. Gene Ontology annotation, cellular component: cytoplasm. The coding region runs from base 1 to 1002 and encodes 333 amino acids. Gene Ontology annotation, molecular function: purine-nucleoside phosphorylase activity. The record is from RefSeq and is a predicted model, not a curated record. Gene Ontology annotation, biological process: nucleoside metabolic process. The transcript has 7 exons. Lineage: Eukaryota; Fungi; Ascomycota; Eurotiomycetes; Eurotiales; Aspergillaceae.
AUGACUGAACUACCUCAAAAUAUAUCUUCUUUCGAACGUGUCAAGGAGGCAGCUUCUUACAUAAAGGAACGCCUGCCCUCCUCCCUCCAAAGCCCGCGUGUUGCAAUUGUUUGUGGAACUGGCUUAGGAGGCCUUGUGCAUACAGUUGGGGAUACACCCCGAGUGGAAUAUGACUACUCUUCUAUACCAUAUUUUCCCCAGCUUACAGGCAAGUCUGGCUCCAGCGAAACAUCACUCCCAUACGUCUCUUUUACCGGACAUGCGGGGAGGCUUGUGUUUGGACUUCUUGGUCAGAAGGUUCCUGCUGUUCUAAUGCUUGGUCGCGCACAUUAUUACGAAGGACAUUCUAUCGAUAAAGUAACGUUUCCUGUCCGAGUUUUGAAGCUAUUGGGCAUCGAUACCAUAGUUUUGACCAAUGCUGCCGGUGGCCUGAAUCCUGAGUAUGCGGUAGGAGAUCUCGUGUUGUUGAACGACCAUAUUUUCAUUGCCGGUUUGGCAGGCACACAUCCACUACGCGGCCCAAAUGCGGAGGAGUUCGGUCCUCGGUUCCCCCCUUUGUCAGAUGCCUAUGACCUCGAACUUCGCCGUUACGUGCAUAAAGCGUGGAAAACCGUUAUACCAUCGCAAAGCAAACGGAGACUGCAUGAGGGAGUCUAUGCGUUCGUUGGAGGUCCAAGUUAUGAAACUAGAGCCGAGUGCCGUAUGCUUCGUCAACUCGGAGCAGACCUAGUUGGCAUGUCGACUGUACCAGAAAUAGUUGCUGCUAGACAUUGUGAUCUGCGAGUCAUCGCACUCAGCCUUGUAACCAACAAGGCCGUACUGUCUCCUGUGCCUCGAGGAGAUGACCAUCUCCUCGAGAAGAAGGAGGCAGAGGAGCUUGAUGCUAUACUGCAGGAGGGGAAAGCCAAUCACGAAGAGGUCCUCGAAGCAGCUCGCUCUGCAGCCCUUGAUAUGCAAGACCUUGUGCAAAAAACCGUCCAGGAUAUCUUCCAGCAACAUUAG